Messenger RNA from Conger conger (European conger), 2902 nucleotides. RefSeq names its product phosphatidylcholine:ceramide cholinephosphotransferase 2-like. The coding region runs from base 521 to 1666 and encodes 381 amino acids. The transcript is spliced from 6 exons. Gene Ontology annotation, biological process: sphingomyelin biosynthetic process; ceramide biosynthetic process. Gene Ontology annotation, molecular function: sphingomyelin synthase activity; ceramide cholinephosphotransferase activity. The record is from RefSeq and is a predicted model, not a curated record. Lineage: Eukaryota; Metazoa; Chordata; Actinopteri; Anguilliformes; Congridae. Gene Ontology annotation, cellular component: endoplasmic reticulum membrane; Golgi membrane.
UCAGUCAAUUAUUCAUACAUUAGAAGCCCAGGUCUGGAGAUGAUCUGUCGAAAAUUCAGUUUUCUAUGCCACCCCAAGCCCCUCUGUCUCGGUCUCGGUCUCUCUAAAACUGAAUACCAGUGUUCAACAGAAUUGGCCUACUGCAAAUUUCACAAUACCGUACAAUCUAUAAAUUACGACAAGCUUGCAAAAAACAAAAAAAGAAUAUGCACAAGUCACUUUGUAGUCUAGUCGGUGUAAUCUGCAGGGAUUCAAUCAGUGUUAAAUAAUGAUUUCGAUGGACGGGGAGGAGCUCAGAAACAAAUAAAUUCCCACUUCUUUCUACACUUGUUGAACAAGAGUUAAACCGAACGCGGAAAGAACCAAGUGGAUGUUAAGUGAUUUUUUUUUUUUUUUUUCCUCGCAAGAGUGAAAGUACAUCUGACAGGACUCCAGUACCUCAUUGUACCAGUUGUGAAGACCAGUCCCUGGCACUGUGGAGUGGCACUGGGGUGUUCAGUCACUGGAGGUCCUACGGUGAAUGGGCCUCGGCACUGCUCGUCAGACUCUGAAGGCAGCCAUGGCAACGCCUCGUCCGCACGGUGAAGCGGACGCAGCGGGCGCACAGGACGCAGCGGAUGCCCUGGAUGUGUGCGAGACGCCGGGCCACAGCGACCUGCCCAAUGGCCUGAUCCACACCACCCUCGCUGGGGAGGAUGGCGGCGGCAAGCCCCAGGGGUUCCUCUGCGGCCUGCGGAAGGGCAUCCGGAAACACCGCGACUACGUCCGGAUCCCUGUUCCGGACCCCAAGACUGACCACCUGCCCCUGGAGUGGUGGAAAACCGGCGUUGCUUUCAUCUACGCCUGCUUUAACCUGGUGCUGACCACGGUCGUGAUCACGGUCGUGCACGAGAGGGUCCCGGACAAAGAGACCAGCCCCCCCUUGCCCGAUAAGUUCUUCGACUACAUUGACCGUGUCUCCUGGGCUUUUACCGUGACGGAAGUCAACGGCAUGAUUCUCUUGGGGCUGUGGUUCAUGCAGUGGCUUUUCCUUAAAUACAGGGCGAUUGCAGGCAGAAGGUUCUUCUUUCUCAUGGGAACUCUCUACCUCUACCGUUGUGUUACCAUGUACAUAACCACCCUACCUGUCCCAGGCAAGCACAUGACCUGUGCCCCCAAGCUGUAUGGAGACUCUCAAGCCAAAGUCCACCGUAUCCUGCAGCUUAUCUCUGGGGGAGGUCUGUCCAUGGCCAGCUCUGACCUCAUGUGUGGGGACUUCCUUUACAGUGGACACACACUAAUGCUUACACUCACUUACCUGUUCAUCAAGGAGUAUUCCCCACGCACCUUCUGGUUGUACCACGUGGUGUGCUGGCUCUUAAGCAUUGUGGGAGUGGUCUGCAUCUUGGUGGCUCAUGAACACUAUAGCGUGGAUGUUGUAGUGGCCUACUUCAUCACUUCCCGCCUCUUCUAUUGGUACCACACCAUGGCCAAUGUACAGGAGCUGAGAAACUCGCCGCACAAUUACCUGAAGAACACUUGGUGGGGACACGUGUUUAACUUCUUUGAGAAAAAUAUACAGACACAGGUGCCCUGCACGUUCUGCUGGCCCAUUCCCUGGCCCCCCUCCUGUUUCAAGAACUCCUGCAAGAGGUACACUGCAGUGCAGAGUGCGCGGGAGGAGUGACAAAUCGGACCAAAUUGAACCGGACUGGACCGGACCGGCACCGCUCAGACAUUCACUGCCACUGGUGGGCCAGCACAACUCUAGUCUGUAUUCAUACACAUGGUCUCAUGGACUGGACUUUAAAGCAGGACUUUUUCAGCCCAUGCUGAAGACUCUGGAAAGUGCCACAGUAUGAUAUGCAACAAAAGUGCAUGUCGGACAAGCAGAUUCACUUGGAAUGACGAAAAACUAAAAAUACACCGAAUUCAUGAUGGGCUUUAUACAUUCUGUUUUAGUGCAGAAUCAGGGCCAAUGUGCCCCAACAAAUGAAUUUGGGUGUUUAUUUGGUGGAUUUCUGAUAAUGAUUAAAUAAUACGUCAACAUGUUGUGUUUUGCAAACUGUUCUCAUCGAUACAAAGGUUACUAUGGUUCGUUACAGAUCCCAAGUCAUUCUUCUGUGACUGAAAUUGAGUGCCCUAACAUUUUGCAGUGCUAAAUCCUCACUUUGGGUACAGUAUUGUGAAGCAACUGAUCUUGUUCCUGUCCCUGACAACCUGCUGCUUUCAGUGUUUUGAAGGAAUGUUUUGGUAAGGGAAUUUGCAAAGGCAUAUUGGUUUAAAUCCUGACUGGCAGUCGUGUACUGAUGUUGACCAGAUAUGGCUCCAUUUGCCUUGCCGAGUCAAAUUUUUGAGCAUUUACCAAUGCAUCUAGUUUACUUGAAGGGCAUUUCUAGCCAUUGUUGAACAAUAGGUGGUAGAAUGAAUUUCCAUAUGUGGUCAACAACUGCAGUGUAGAAAUAUUCAGUUAAAGUGCACAAGUCAAAAUGUAUACUUUCAAUUUGUAAUUCAAUUCAAAAUAUGCUGCCACAGUUCUGAAUGUGCAUGUUUCGCCAUUGCAUUUGGAACACAUUUUGUUUGAAAUUAAAACUGUUGGGCGUAUACAUUUUGGCAUUAACUUUUUGCUAUUUUCAUGUUUAUUCAACCAGUUUCGUUAUCAUGCACUUAGCACGUUAUCUGCACUUUGGAGCAGUGCCACUGACCUUCCACUUUUGUCAUGAUUGAAAAGAAAAAGUGAAUUCCUUUUAACGUGUGGUGAUGAGUAUUUCAAGUUUUAAAUGGUGUUUUGGCUUUUUAAGUUAUGCAUUUCUCUGUAUGUUUCCGUCUGCAUUUUUGUUUCUUGAUGAAUUUCUAUCUUGUGGUAGUAAUUGUGUAAUAUUAGCCAGAAAGAACAUUAAAAGACCAAUCGCACCUGAAGAAA